AUGGUGUUCAUGGCGCCCCCUGCCGGCCGCUACGACCUCGUGCUGCACCUCAUGAGCUCAACAUGGGUCGGGGCGGACCUGGCCAUGCCCGCAAAGCUGCGCGUCGCGACGCUCACACGGGCGGUGGCGGAGGGCCGCGACCCCAAGGCCAAUGAGCGGAAGCGCUUUGACAGCGACAGCGACGACGACGGCGAAGACCGCCACAGCGCCGCCAGCGGCAGCGAGGAGGAGGGCAGCGACGAGGAGGGCAGCGGCGACGACUACGACAGCGAGGAGACGGGGGAGCUGGAGAGCAGCGACGGGGGCGAGGACGGGGAUGCUGACGAGGACGCUGACGAGGACGGCGGCGACGGCGGCAAGGCGGGGGCGGCGGCGGGCAAGAAGGAUAAAUAA
This is a messenger RNA of Monoraphidium neglectum, 393 nucleotides long. RefSeq lists its product as hypothetical. NCBI's taxonomy places the organism in Eukaryota, Viridiplantae, Chlorophyta, Chlorophyceae, Sphaeropleales, Selenastraceae. The coding region runs from base 1 to 393 and encodes 130 amino acids. The record is from RefSeq and is a predicted model, not a curated record. The transcript has 3 exons.